UGCUGUCCCCCGGGGCCGCGCGCCGCGGACCUGCGGCCCCCGGGAGCACCGCCGGGAGCCCGGGUGGAGCCCCGCAGGGCGUGCGGCCUUCCCUCCUGCGGYUGACUGCAGACUCGCUGGUCACCACUUGGCUGCCACUCCUGAACUGGAUGCUGACAGUGCGUUUGGCUGAACUGCAGAACUUUCUGCUCAUGUACAUAGCAGGGAUGUUCUUAAUAGCAUUUUCUUCAUUUUUAACGGAGGAGGAAUGGGGGAGAUAGAAGGAACGUACAGAGUCCUGCAGUCUGCAGGGAUACGCUUGAGUACCCAGACCCCCAUGGGAGUGAGCACCCUCGAACCAGGGCAGAAGUUGUCACCCAGAAUGCAGGAGAAGCACCUGCACAUCAGAGUGAAGCUGCUGGACAACACUGUGGAGACGUUUGACACCGAGCCCAAGUGUGUYGGCCAGCUCUUGCUGAUGCAGGUGUGGAAGCGCUUGAACCUGAUUGAGUGCGACUACUUCGGGUUGGAGUUUCAGAACGUCCAGUCCCAAUGGAUUUGGCUUGAACCUAUGAAACCCAUCAUUAGGCAAGUACGAAGACCAAAGAAUGCAGUGCUUCGCCUAGCUGUGAAAUUCUUCCCACCUGAUCCUGGUCAGUUGCAAGAAGAAUAUACAAGGUACUUGUUUGCCUUGCAACUCAAGAGAGACCUCCAGGAAGAGCGCCUGGCCUGCACUGCCACCACAGCGGCCCUGCUCACAGCCCACCUCCUGCAGGCGGAAAUAGGAGAUUACGAUGAGACCCUGGAUCGAGAACACCUCAAGGACCACGAGUACUUGCCUAGCCAGGAGUGCUGUCUCGAGAAGAUCCUGGACUUCCAUCGGAGGCACAUGGGCCAGACGCCUGCUGAGUCGGAUUUCCAGGUCCUAGAGAUUGCUCGCAAGCUGGAGAUGUAUGGUAUCAGAUUCCACACAGCUUCCGACAGGGAGGGGACCAAGAUUAACCUGGCAGUGUCGCACAUGGGUGUCCUGGUGUUCCAGGGAACCACCAAAAUCAACACCUUCAACUGGUCCAAGGUCCGUAAACUGAGCUUUAAGAGGAAACGGUUUCUUAUCAAACUCCACCCGGAGGUCCAUGGACCCUACCAGGACACGUUAGAAUUCUUGUUGGGGAGCAGAGAUGAGUGUAAGAACUUCUGGAAGAUCUGUGUGGAGUACCACACCUUUUUUAGACUUCUUGACCAGCCCAAGCCAAAGGCAAAAGCUGUCUUCUUCAGCCGGGGCUCCUCCUUCCGAUACAGUGGGAGAACUCAGAAGCAGCUGGCAGAGUACGUCCGAGACGGUGGGGUGAGGAGAACGCCAUAUGAAAGAUGGCACAGCAAGACCCAGGCAUCCCUCCGUGCUCUGACUGCAGACCUGCCAAAACAGAGCAUCUCAUUGGCCGAGGGCUUGAAGACUUCUGCCUCCCUGUCUCCAGCAAAUGUCUCCUGGGGUCCAUUCCCCUCCUCCCCGGGGUCCCCUCCUGGCCUGCCCAGCUUCAAGGACAGCAGCAGCCCCCUUAUAGACCCCCCAGCUCCCGAUGCCAAACGUGCAGCCUCUGAGCGGAGCCGCAGAGCAGCAGCUGGAGGCCCCGGCCUACCCUCAGCCCCCCCGCCCGGGCCCCCCGAGCCCCAGCUGGUUCCAGGCCUUUCUGUGGACGGUGCUCAGCCUUCUUCCUCCAGCCAGAGGAGCCCCCUGAGCCUGCACCCCAUACUGCAGGUCACUCUGGGCCCAGCCGAGCAGGGCCUGGGCCCCCUCCUGAGCCCUGCCCUCAGUGAGGCUGCUGGAGCCCAGACACAGGACCAGGAGGAACCUCUGCACAAGCUCAUGCCAGAAGACGAGGCCUAUUUCAUAGCCAAGGAGAUUCUUGCUACAGAACGGACGUAUCUGAAGGAUCUAGAAGUGCUCACUGUGUGGUUCCGCAGCGCCGUGGCCAAGGAGGGUGCCAUGUCCGCGGCCCUGAUGACCCUGCUCUUCUCCAGCAUCGACCCCGUCUACAAGUUCCACAGAGGCUUCCUGCGCGAGGUGGAGCACAGGCUGGCACUCUGGGAGGUUCCCCCCGGCACCAACACGCCAGGUGACCACCAGCGCAUCGGAGACGUCCUGCUUCCGGCCAUGCGCCAGCUCAAGGAGCUCACCAGCUACUUCCAAAGGCACGACGAGGUCCUGACAGAACUGGACAAGGCCACCAAGCGCUGCAGGAAGCUGGAGCUGCUCUACCAAGAGUUCGAGCUCCAGAAGGUCUGCUACCUGCCUCUCAGCRCGUUCCUGCUGAAGCCCCUCCAGCGGCUGGUGCGCUACCGUCUGCUGCUGAGCCGCCUGUGCCAGCACCACCCACCAGGCCACCGGGAUCAUGCCGACUGCCACGACGCCUUGAAGACCAUUACAGAGGUGACCACCACGCUCCAGCACAGCCUCACCCGCCUGGAGAACCUGCAGAAGCUGAUGGAGCUGCAGCGGGAGCUGGUGGGCGUGGACAGGCUCGUCGCCCCCGGGAGGGAGUUCAUCCGGGAGGGCUGCCUGCACAAGCUCACCAAGAAGGGCCUGCAGCAGAGGAUGUUCUUCCUGUUCUCAGAUGUGUUGCUGUACACAAGCAAGAGUGUAGCGGGGACCAGCCACUUCCGGAUCCGGGGUCUCCUUCCACUCCGCGGCAUGCUGGUGGAGGAGAGUGAGAGCGAAUGGGCUGCUCCUCACUGCUUCACCAUUUAUGCAGCACAGAAGACAGUUGUGGUGGCAGCCAGCACGCGACAGGAAAGGGAGAAGUGGAUGCUGGACCUGAAUGCUGCCAUUCAAGCAGCCAGGAGCAGCAGCACCCCGUCCCCGGAGCUGCCAGGGGGCAUCUUGUGCACGCAAGCCCCCAGGUCCUCUGAUGAGAUCUCACCGGAGCAGGAGUCUGAAGAAGAUGCCCGGGGGACCCGAGGCUCCCUGGAGGGGCAGGUCCAGCACCGGGCCAACACYAUGAUGCACGUGUGCUGGUAUCGCAACACGAGUGUGUCCAGGGCUGACCACAGUGCCGCUGUCGAGAACCAACUCUCAGGGUAUCUGCUGAGAAAGUUCAAAAAUGGUGACGGCUGGCAGAAGCUCUGGGUGGUCUUCACCAACUUCUGUYUGUUCUUUUAUAAGACUCAUCAGGACGACCACCCCCUGGCCAGCCUCCCUCUGCUGGGCUAUAGUGUGAGUGUCGCCACGGAAGCUGAUGGCAUCCACAAAGACUAUGUCUUCAAGCUGCAGUUCAAGUCCCACAUCUACUUCUUCCGGGCUGAGAGCAAGUAUACGUUUGAGAGGUGGAUGGAGGUGAUCCAGAGGGCCGGCACCUCACCUGAGCGGCCUCCAAGAUUCCUGCAGGACUGUCCAUAUGCUGCCUCAGGGUCCGAAGGGGCAGUCAGGGAGGAGGAAGAGUGAACCCAUCUGGCCUGGACCAGGACCUGCUGUGGAGGGCUGUGGACAGCAGACCCAGCUGGGGCCCCAGAGCUUCCUGCCAGGCAGGAGGCGGCACCAACAGCACUGGAGGCCUCAGUGACRCCCUGGCUUUUCCCCUCACAAUGCAGUGCAGGCCAGUGGAUGGCUGGGAAACAGAUGUCUCCAUCUCAUAGGUUCUCAAACCCUGCUUGGAGUGUGGGGCAGGGCCCCAUCUGAGGGCAGGCCUUGAACAACCAGGCAGAUAGCCCCACACCUGCCUGCAGCCCCAUCCACAUCAGUCAGGCCUUGGAUGCAGGCCCUGCAGAGGCCCCAGGCUGGCCCAGGGGUCCCUGCAAGGUUAGUCUAGCGGAGCUGACCAGUCUCUACUCCAUGGGCCUCUGGAACAGCAGAGCUGAGCCCCUGGCCAGGGAGGAGUCACAUGCCACCUGUUAACUUUUGUGACUGAAGAUAAACAGCAUCUUCUCACCCGC
Molecule: messenger RNA, 3906 nt
Organism: Urocitellus parryii (Arctic ground squirrel)
Lineage: Eukaryota; Metazoa; Chordata; Mammalia; Rodentia; Sciuridae
Gene: Farp2
Product: FERM, ARH/RhoGEF and pleckstrin domain protein 2
Cellular component (GO): cytoskeleton
Molecular function (GO): cytoskeletal protein binding; guanyl-nucleotide exchange factor activity
Source: RefSeq, a predicted model, not a curated record